UUAAAAUGGACAGUGUACUUACCAAAUUAUGAUUUUUUAGUGAUGUCACAGGAUGGGCGGCACGGUGGCUUAGUGGGUAGCACUGUCGCCUCACAACACGAAGGUCCUGGGUUCGAUCCCCAGGUGGGGCGGUCCGGGUCCUUUCUGUGCGGAGUUUGCAUGUUCUCCCCGUGUCCGCGUGGGUUUCCCCCGGGUACUCCGGUUUCCUCCCACAGUCCAAAAACAUGCCACCAGGUUAAUUGGAAACACUGAAUUGUCCUAUAGAUACCUAGCCGCUAGAUGCACUAGUGCAUUGUAGUGCCGGUCCCAAGCCCGGAUAAAUUAGGGAGGGUUGUGUCAGGAAGGGCAUCCGGCGUAAAAACUGUGCCAAAUCAAUGAGCGAUCAUGAGGAUGACUCGCUGUGGCGACCCCUGAAAAAGGGAAAAAAGCCGAAAGAAGAAGAAGAAGAAGAGUGAUGUCACAGGAUGAGUGCUUCCAGACAAAUGUUCAGGGAUACUCGGAUGAAACCUCCUUCCCAGAAUCUAGACAAGUGAUGUCAAAGGCCCAGUCCUAUCAGGGAAGAAUUCAGGAUGCUUGGUUCACUGAACCAACACAGCAGAUGAUGUCACAAAUCCAAUUGCUCAGUCAAGAUGGACAGUCCACCAUCACAGAACAAAUGACAGAAGACAAUCAAAGUGUUGGUUUGGAAAGCCACUGUGACAUUCUGUCAGCAGGACCAGGCCGACUAGUGCCGGGUCAAUGCACACCAGCAGAGAGGGCCAUCUUAGAGAUGCUGGGGGAACUGCAGCUCCAGGUCCAGCAUCUCACUUCUGUUAUUACCCAAAGAGGCCCCUUUUUGGGUAACAGCAGCCUGAAGAUGCCACCUGCACCAGCAGAUAAAGAGGAAGAAGAUGGACUUCCACUGGAAAGCAUUCAGGCCUUGAAUGACUUCAAAGUCUAUCUUCAAAACAAGAUCUUCAAGCAAAAAUUGACAUUGUCUCAAAGCAACUUCACAAAAUCCAGGACCAAUAGAUACAAAAACCCCUGUUGAGCAAGCCGAGGGCGACUGUGGCAAGGAAAAACUCCCUGAAAAUUACAGGAAGAAACCUUGAGAGGAACCAGACUCA
Trichomycterus rosablanca is the source of this 1106-nucleotide messenger RNA. RefSeq lists its product as uncharacterized. Lineage: Eukaryota; Metazoa; Chordata; Actinopteri; Siluriformes; Trichomycteridae. The transcript has 7 exons. The record is from RefSeq and is a predicted model, not a curated record. The coding region runs from base 455 to 1030 and encodes 191 amino acids.